Messenger RNA from Funneliformis mosseae, 1047 nucleotides. The record is from the annotation of a GenBank genome assembly. NCBI's taxonomy places the organism in Eukaryota, Fungi, Glomeromycota, Glomeromycetes, Glomerales, Glomeraceae.
AUGAAAACAUUCAAAAGAAUAUUUUCUAGAAAGAAAGCUAAAGGCGAGUCUUCUAUUAUUACCCCAGCAAGCGAAACUGUUAAUGUCGAAGCUGUUAAUGUCGAAGGAAAUGCUGAAGGUACUUCAACUAAUACGAAACAAAAAAGUGUGGCCACAGCUAAAGAUACUUCAGCUCAAAUCAUCGAGGGAUUAGACUCCCUUCAUCUUGAAACUCCACCCGAAACUGUGGAUUCCCUUCGUGCGUAUGAAAAAGAUACUGAUGAGGCACAGAGAUUUUUAGAUCGUAUGGGAAAUGAUUUCAGAUGGCCUACUUCUAUGCCCCAAAACACCAGAGAUCAAGUCUUCUGGGUUUUCACUGAUAUCGAUGUAACCGAAGAUGAUAAAGAAUACGCGCUCAAUUGCAUUUAUUUUUACAAUAGUCUUGACAAGGGAAUGUUUGAUGAACAUAAACAGGAUUGGGUACUGGUGUACAAGCAGAGUGUGGUUGAAUAUGGAGAAAAGAAGUCAAAUAAGCAACGGUCAGAUCUCGAUCGUGAAAUGCCUGGUGCCCUUUAUCUCCCAGUAGAUUCAUUACUUCGUGAAGAAUUUCUUAAUCCUAAAAUUCCCGCAGCGAGAGCAGUACUUUCCCAGCGUUCUGCUGAUGGGGGAGAAUAUAUGAUUCAAGCUCGAGUCAAAAGAGUUGGAGACGAAAAUACAAAUUUUAUUACUCUUGCUUAUCGAUUUAAUGAUACAAAAAAUCGGAAUAAACUUUACAAGACAGUUAUUGAUACAGGUGCUCCAGAAACAAUACUACCCUACGAAGUCCGUUCAUACCUAGGAACAGCUGGAUGGGAAAGACAAGCGGUAGUUGCACCUGGAUAUGGAGCACCUGCUAAAUUGUUUUUAGCUACAGGGAUGAUAAUAAUUGGAGCAGAUGGGUCCAGACCAAUACGCUUCGGGUGUGGGAACGAAAGGCCGGUGACCAGGUGGAUUCUUCCCUUAUCGGGAAUGAUGUACUGGACCAAUUUACUUAUGUCCACCGGAGUGGAGGAGGACUUUUUUUCUUGA